AUGACAUUUGAACUAUUACCACAGAACACAGCAAUACCGUCAACUGUAAUUUCAUCUAAUAUGAGUCAAGUAGACUCGUCAUCUAUAGUUAAUAAUUUGUUUAGUAGUUGUAGUAGUGGUAGUGAUAGUGCGUUUAAUAUUCACCAGGAAAAAGUAAAUAAUUAUAAUUUUUCUGAGAUACAAAAUUGCAAUAUAUCUGAUACUUUAUUAACCCCAAAUUUUAAAGAAACUUUUAAUAAUAGUAGAACAAAUAUAUGCGAUAAGUUACGCUACUGGAUACUUCAGUAUAAAGUAUCACACAAUGGUGUUGAUUCUCUAUUAAGUAUUCUAAGGUCUGAAGGAAUCAAAGUGCCAAAAGAUGUCCGAACCUUAAUGAACACUCCUAAGACUAAGGAAAUUACCAAUAUAACAAAUGGGUCAUAUAUUCAUUUGGGUCUUAAAAAUAUGUUAUUACCACUACUAAAAAUAAAUAAUGCUAAUAUACAUAUUACUAAUAAGGAAUUAGAAGUAGGAAUUAAUAUUGACGGUCUCCCAAUAGCCAGAAGCAGCAAGAGCCAACUUUGGCCUAUAUUAAUUUCUAUUUUAAAUUGUAAUAAUUUAUUAUCUAAAAUUGUAAUUCCAAUUGGUAUAUUUCAUGGGUACAAGAAGCCACAUUCCAUUGAAGAAUAUUUAAAUCCAUUUAUUGAUGAUAUUUUAGAUGCAUUAAGAAGUGGUUUAGAUGUAAAUGGAACUAAAAUGAAUUUAAAAAUUUCUAAUAUAGUAUGUGAUGCCCCAGCUAAGAGUUUUUUACUGAAUGUCAAAUAUUUUAAUGCCUAUUUUGGAUGUUCAUCAUGCACUGAAGAAGGAGAAUACUUGGAAAAUAGGGUUGUUUCAACUGGGACAAAUGCCUCCUUGAGAACAGAUGAAAGUUUUCGUAAUAAUUCCAAUGAAGAAUAUUACAAAGGUGAUACCCCCUUACUAAGGCUACCGAUUAAUAUAACAGACGUAGUCUGUUUAGACUAUAUGCAUUGUAUAUGUCUCGGUGUCACAAAACGUUUGACUGAAUUUUGGGUUCGAGGAAAAAAGAAUAUUAGACUGACUGAUGAUCAAAAACAAUGCAUUAAUAACGAAUUAAAAAUAUUAAGAUCCUAUGUGCCAUCAGAAUUUUGUCGUUUGCCAAGACCUUUAGAUGAUGUAGACUUUUGGAAAGCUACAGAGUUACGUAGUUUUGUUUUGUAUUCAGGAGUAAUAGUUCUAAAAGGUAAACUGAAGUCUGAAUUUUACAAACACUUUUUGUUGCUAGUUUUUGCCACAAGACUUUUAAUAUCAGCUCAUUUAGAUUUGAAAAUUACUUACAGUACAUGA
Messenger RNA from Metopolophium dirhodum (rose-grain aphid), 1344 nucleotides. RefSeq lists its product as uncharacterized. The coding region runs from base 1 to 1344 and encodes 447 amino acids. The transcript has a single exon. NCBI's taxonomy places the organism in Eukaryota, Metazoa, Arthropoda, Insecta, Hemiptera, Aphididae. The record is from RefSeq and is a predicted model, not a curated record.